AGUGCUGUCGACUCCUCCUUUGAACGCCGGGGGCCGGUCUCUACGCCUGCGUAGUGGAGUUGGGCGCUCGCGGGACUUGGGCUGCUGAGAGGUGGGGUCCCAGGCUCCGGCUGCCGGAUGGAGAAGCCCCUGACGGAGUCGGAGCCCCUCUUGGGCCAGGCCCGGGGCGGCGCGAGCGGGAGCGGCGGCGGCGGCGGCGACUGUCCGGAGGGGCAGACCCCUUGUCGCAGCGUCCAAGUCAGCCCUGAUGCCGCAGCCAAGCAGGGCAUCUGCAUUGACCAGGCUGUGGUCUUCAUCGAAGAUGCGAUCCAGUACCGCUCUAUCAAUCACCGCAUGGACGCCCGCUCGGUGUGGCUUUACCGAUGGUAUUACUCGGACAUAUGCCAGCGGACUUUGAACUUCACCAUUUUUCUGAUCCUGGUUUUGGCUUUUAUUGAGAUCCCCUCUUCACUCAGUAAAACGGCAGAUGUGCGCUACCGCUCCCCGCCCUGGGAGCCGCCCUGUGGCCUGACGGAGAGCUUGGAGGUGCUCUGCCUGCUGGUCUUCACAGCUGACCUCUCUGUGAAGAGCUACCUGUUUGGGUGGGCCCAUUUCAAGAAGAACCUCUGGCUGCUGGGCUACCUUGUGGUCCUGGUCGUGUCGCUGGUGGACUGGACUGUGUCUGUGAGUCUUCUUUGUCAGGAGCUCUUCCGUGUGCGCCGGGUCCUCCGGCCCUUCUUCCUGCUGCAGAACUCCUCCAUGAUGAAGAAGACCUUGAAGUGCAUCAGGUGGUCACUGCCGCAGAUGGCCAGUGUUGGGCUGCUGCUGGCGCUGCACCUGUGUCUCUUCACCACGUUCGGGAUGCUGCUGUUUACUGGCGAGAAGCAGGAUGAUUGGCAGAGAAGGGAGAAGCUGACCUACUUCCGGAACCUGCCAGAUGCUCUGACUUCGCUCCUGGUGCUGCUGACCACCGCCAACAACCCCGAUGUGAUGAUUCCUGCAUAUUCUAAGAAUCGCGCCUACGCUAUCUUCUUCAUAGUCUUCAGCAUAAUAGGAAGCUUGUUUUUGAUGAACCUGCUGACGGCCAUCAUCUACAGCAAGUUCCGGGGAUACCUGAUGAAAUCUCUCCAGACCUCGCUGCUGCGGAGGCGGUUGGGGACCCGGGCUGCCUUUGAAGUCCUUUCCUCCUUGUCUAGGGUGGCAGGAGCCUCCCCUCAGGAAAUUGGGGUGAAGCCACAGCACUUACUGCUGGUACUUCAGAAAGUCCAGGUGGACAGCUCCCACAAGCAGGCCCUCAUGGAGAAGGUGAGAUCCUUUGGGGACAUCCCCCUGUCAGCCAACGAGUUUCAGAGACUCUUCAACGAGCUUGAUAAAAGUGUGGUUAAAGAGCACCCGCCGAGGCCCCAGUACCAGUCUCCGUUUCUGCAGAACGCCCAGUUCUUCUUUGGCCACCACUACUUCGACUACCUGGGGAACCUUGUCGCCCUGGGAAACCUCGUGUCUAUUUGCGUGUUUUUGGUGCUGGAUGCGGACGGGCUGCCUGGUGACCGUGGGAGUCACUUCAUCCUGGGGAGUCUGGACUUUGUCUUCAUCCUGUACUACCUGUUGGAGAUGCUGCUCAAGGUCUUUGCUCUGGGCCUGCGGGGCUACCUGUCCUACCCCAGCAACGUGUUUGACGGGUUCCUCACCAUAGUGCUGCUGGUUUUGGAGAUCUCAACUCUGGCUGUGUACCGAUUCCCACACCCAGGCUGGUGGCCACAGAUGCAGGGCCUGCUGUCACUGUGGGACAUGGCCCGUAUGCUGAACAUGCUCAUCGUGUGCCGGUUCCUGCGCAUCAUCCCCAAUGUGAAGCCGGUGGCUAUGGUGGCUGGUACCGCCUUGGGCCUGAUACAGAACAUGCGGGCAUUUGGCGGGAUCAUAGUGGUGGUCUACUAUGUGUUUGCCAUCAUUGGGAUCAGCUUGUUUCGUGGUGUCAUUGUGGCUCCUUCUGGAAACAGCAGCCUGGCUCCUGCCAAUGGCUCAGCGCCCUGUGGGAGCUUCGAGCAGCUGGAGUACUGGGCCAACAACUUCGAUGACUUUGCCGCCGCCCUGGUCACGCUGUGGAACGUGAUGAUGGUGAACAACUGGCAGGUGAUCCUGGAUGCCUAUCAGCGCUACUCGGGCCAGUGGUCCAAGAUCUACUUCGUGUCAUGGUGGCUGUUGUCAUCUGUCAUCUGGAUCAACCUGCUUCUGGCCCUGAUUCUGGAGAAUUUCCUUCAUAAGUGGGAUAACCAAAGUGACCUACAGCCCCUUGAUGGGACCGAGGAGGCCACCUACCAGAUGACCGAGGAGCUCCCGUUCAGGGACAUCCUGGAGGAGCCGAAGGAGGAGGAGCUGACAGAGAAGCUGAGACGUCACCUGCACCUGCACCUGUGCAGGUGACAUGAGGUUCCCCUCCCAGCGGGGGUGGCAGGAUAGAGACGCUGGCCUGCGGCAGGUGUUGGUCAUGGAAGAGGCAGGUGGGCUGUGGCCAAGCAGGAAGAGACUUUGCUUUGACAGACCACUUAGCUGGCGACAGGUGGAGCCUGGAGACAGGAACCAGGUCCUUCGGAUGCUGCCCAGUGGAACUAUCUACAGAAUAGCUGCUAAUGCCUCAGGGACGAGUCGCGCUAUGCCACUUUCUGUUAUAAGCUGCUUCAAUGAGACUUUUUCAAUUAAGCUAAGAGGGUGACUCCACAGGGGCCUUUAAGGCAGUCUGAAAAGCAAGAAGCAGUGGCUUUCUCAUGCCCUGUGGCUUCCAUGGUGCCUUUGCUGUUGGUGGCCUUCAGGGACCAAAGGCCCGUCCAGGGCCUGCACAGGUUAACCAGCAGAUUUCUAGGACAUUACGAUCUGGGUGCUGAGGGUUUUACAUGAAGAGAAUGUUGACUAUGUCUUACUAUUUUGUGGGUUGUAUGAGUGUGGUUGGGUAUGUUUCUUUGGGAAUCAGAAAUGCCAAUAAUUUUCCUCAACAACUUGUACAAAGAUGGGAUUGUCAUUCUUACUUCAACAUGACUGGUCCUAUUUCUCUGGACCAGGGUUGUCAGUAAGGUUGUUUAGGUUGGGUACUACACAAAGGCACCUGCCUGUGGGGUGCAUCCUGGCAUGCGGCACCUGAAGUAAGGGCUGUUUUCUCAUGGUGGCCGUCUACUUUGUGUGUCCUUGGUGUGGGGCAGAGGGGGACUAGGGCAGAGAGGUGGGGAAAGUGAGUAGAGUGGAAAGCCAGGUUGUCACUCAGUUCAUAUUAGACAGUGAUUGGUGAGUGGUUUCCUCCCUGUAAGUGCUGACUCAAGUGAUGGGCGUUAUAGUCUGUGGAUCUUCAGGGAGAGGGAUGAGGGUGGUGAGUGGCGUUUGCUGACCACUGGGGAAAGUGAGGGCUGGGUGCUGACCUGUAGGCACUGGGGAAAGUGAGGGCCGGGUGCUGACCUGUACGGGCACUGGGGAAAGUGAGGGCCGGGUGCUGACCUAUAGGGACACUGGGGAAAGUGAGGGCUGGGUGCUGACCUGUAGGGGCACUGGGGAAAGUGAGGGCUGGGUGCUGACCUGGGGGCAGUGGGGAAAGUGAGGGCUGGGUGCUGACCUGUAGGCACUGGGGAAAGUGAGGGCCGGGUGCUGACCUGUAGGGACACUGGGGAAAGUGAGGGCUGGGUGCUGACCUGUAGGAGGUGGUUUCCUGUCUUCCCAGCUUGACUUGGAAAAGGUAUUUGAAGAAAGUUUAACUAAAGAAACCAACUUCUAAGAUGCCAGGAAGCCCAGGGCGCGGGGUGCUGUAAGUCUGUGCGCCUUCUGCCUCUGUGCGUCAUUCCCUCUGACCAAUCCUGAGGCUUGUCUGGAACCCUGGGCAUUUGCCUGUGUGGGGUUCCUGUGCCAGGACACUGCAGACCUGCCCGCCUCUGAGGGUCUAUCCUGGGAGCACCUCGAGAGCACUGGGUGGGGCGGCCACACCCAGGUGGCCUCUGCAGACUGCUCUCUCGGGCAGGGUUAGUGUCCUCUUACUAACCACAGCUGGCUGUGCUGCGGCGGCCUCCUUUCUGCUGGCGGUUGGGUGCCACCUAGUGGUGGAAUGGGGUGCAUUUGGCCCCAUGACACCCAGACAUGGCUCACAGAGACUGGGUUUGCUCCUCGUGAGCUCCCCCCACCCUGGGGCUGGUGCCCUGUCUGUGCCUGUUGUCACCAGCGUGGCCAGGCGGGCUGGGAAUACACAGGGUUGCUUCCAUGGGCGGCCCGUGAGGCAGAAGUGCUAUUGUCUCCUUCUCUAGCUAGGGGCUGUGUCCCACCUCUUGGCACUUGCAGUGGGGCAAGGGGAGCCCAGUGACAAAGUUGCUGUGACUGAGACCGGGGAGAGAAGCAAGUCCAAAGUGAAGGUCAUGAAUUUGUUUUUGCUUAUCUUUAAUAAUGAUAGUAACAAUAAUGAUGUACAGAAUAGUUACAGGUACAACUUGUGGGUGAGCUGCAGUUCUGAUGCCCAACCCUCAGUGCUUUGGACGUGUUUGCAGUGCUGGUCAGCUGGCCUCACUGGCCCAGCGGGUAUAGACCAUCCCUGC
This is a messenger RNA of Nycticebus coucang (slow loris), 4538 nucleotides long. RefSeq names its product two pore segment channel 2 (gene TPCN2). Gene Ontology annotation, molecular function: voltage-gated channel activity; monoatomic ion channel activity. Lineage: Eukaryota; Metazoa; Chordata; Mammalia; Primates; Lorisidae. The transcript is spliced from 25 exons. The record is from RefSeq and is a predicted model, not a curated record. The coding region runs from base 118 to 2400 and encodes 760 amino acids. Gene Ontology annotation, cellular component: lysosomal membrane. Gene Ontology annotation, biological process: transmembrane transport; monoatomic ion transport.